GGGCAGAGGGAUCCUCCUCCGAUCGUCACUGGCAUGAACUUCUGACCAUGGGGGACUGGAACCUGUUGGGCAGCAUCCUUGAAGAAGUGCACAUCCACUCCACGAUAGUUGGCAAAAUCUGGCUCACAAUCCUGUUCAUAUUCCGGAUGCUGGUGCUGGGAGUAGCUGCUGAAGAUGUCUGGGAUGACGAGCAGUCUGAGUUCAUCUGCAACACGGAGCAACCUGGCUGCAACAAUAUCUGCUAUGACAAAGCCUUCCCCAUCUCUCUGAUCAGAUACUGGGUGCUGCAAAUCGUGUUUGUCUCUUCUCCAUCACUGGUUUACAUGGGCCAUGCACUCUACAGACUGAGGGCUCUCGAGAAAGAGCGGCAGAAGAGGAAGGCCCAGCUGCGAGUCCAGCUGGAAGACCUGGAGCCCAUGCCCGAGGAGCACAGGAGAGUGGAGAGGGAACUGCGCAAGCUGGAGGAACAGAAGAAAGUGAGUAAGGCCCCCCUGAGAGGGUCUCUGCUGCGCACCUAUGUCCUGCACAUCCUGACACGGUCAGUGGUUGAAGUGGGCUUUAUGAUAGAGAAGACCAUCUUUAUGGUUUUCAUGAACAGCAUCGCCGCCGUCUCCCUCUUCCUCAACAUCCUCGAGAUCGCCCAUCUGGGCCUCAAGAAGAUCCAGAAGAGCCUCUGCGGGCGGCCGUGGUGGCCAGCAAGCCCUGCCGAGGAGGAGACCAUCCUCUACAGCUCCAAGAAGAGCUCCAUGGUGCCGCCGGCUUGCCCGGCCACCGACACCUGCCCGCCGCGCCCAGCCGCCGCCCCGCCGCCACCCCACGCCCCCGCUGCUGCCUCUGCCCCCGCUCCCGGGGCGGCGAGGCCUGCGGGUCGGCAGCACCGCGGAGAGCUCCGGGGCACGCCGCCGCCGCCCCGCCGCCGGCACGGCUCGGCGCAGCACCAGGAGCAGCAGCCGCCGGCCUCCUCCAGCAGCGAGGAGGCGCCGCGCCCCAUGGCGGCGGGCGGCCCCGCGGGGGCGGCGGGCGCGGGCCGGCGGGCGCCUCGCAAGCACAGCCGCGGGAGCGUCUGCCGCGACCCCGAUGCGGAGCGCUGCAACUCCCCGGACAGCGGGCACUGCCCCGGGACGCGCAAGGCCAGCUUCCUCUCCCGCGCCCUCGCUGCCAGCCGGGCGGGCAGCGACAACGAGGACGCCGCUUCCCGCUGCGCCUCCGGCCCCGGCUCGGGCUCGGAGGGACAGCGCCUCGAAGAGGGCGGCCCGCCCGGCAGCCCGCCGCCCGCCGCCAUGGGGCGCCGCGUCUCCAUGAGCAUGCUCCUUGAACUAUCAUCUAUCAUGAAAAAGUGAUGCCAUUCUGAGCAGAAGAAACAAACUAAGGGAUUGAGCACAAACUGCCUUCAGCAGAGAGAUAAAAUUAUCAGUUGCUCCGUUCCUCUCUCCUGCUACGGUAAUGCUGAAUUCACAAAGCAGUUUAAGAAAGCAAACACUUUACUCCUCUGCUUUACACCCCUGGACUAAGCACCAUCCUCCAGCUGCUGGUGUUAAUGGGUAGCUCGCUCCAUGGCUCAGGAUUUUGCUCACGUAGCCUUGAGCUGGAUCUUGACUUGAGCAGAAACAGUCUUGUGUCUUUGGGAGAACACUUUGGGAUGUACAGCUUGUGCAUGCUAGUAGUGUUCAUAUCAGAAAUCAGUCUGACCCUUAGAUCUUCUGGGUGGUGGAAGACCCAAGGCACAUACAAGAAAGGGUUAGUUUGAUUUGACAGUAACCUGGAAGGCUGCGUGGCCUUGAUCUCCCCAGGCUUCAGCAGCUGAUGAAUAAAAGAUGGAAGAAAUACUCAAGGAAUCUGAAGGGACAGAGAAUUUAAGAGAGAAAAAAAUACUAGCUGAAGACUCUGCUGCUCAUCCACCCAUGCUAAUGCAGUCCUCAAGCUCUGACAGAGACUUCCUAUGCUAAUGCAGCCUCCGUGUAGCCACCACUUUCAACCUCAAAAUGGAAACUGAGCAAAACUGGGCAAUUUAAGUGCAAAAUACCUGCCCUUUUCUUCAGUUUGCUGAUGAAGAAGAUCAGCAAGGUAACACCUCAGGGCCAUGAAAAUCUCAUUCCCCUCCACCGUCUCAUUAGUUCAUACAGAGGAGCUGAAAGCCCCAAAGAGCUCAUUUUCAGUUUGCUAGGACAGACUAGCUGUGGAAGGGUGGAUUUGUGGCUUGUAUGCAGCCCAGGAAAGCAGCCCUUCCACUUCUAUAUCUGGAAAUUAAAGCACCUUCGUCUGACUCUCCCAGAUCCUGUUUCUGGCCACAGACUUUUGGCUGCUUUUAUUUGUCCAUCUCGUCAUAGCACAUUUGCUAUCACCUCAGCAGCAAGUGAUGCUAGCAAUAAGCUCCUUUGCUAUGCCAGAUUCUCUGAGCAUUAGUAUCCUCUGUGACUUGACAACUCUAAGGUAAGAUUAGCAGAAAGCAGGGCAGCAGGAAAAGAAAAAGACACAGCAUAAAGAUUGCUUGGGAUUACUGAGGUUUUGUUCUGGUGCACAUGACCUAGACUCACUUUCUGUCUCACUACAACCCAAUACCAGUUUGCCUGUCCACUUCUGUUUAACAUCUUUAUUGAUAACCUUGAUGAAGACACAGUGUGUGUCAGUAGUAAAUUGGCAGAUGAUACCAAGUUAGAUGUCAGUGUUGAUCUGUACAAGGGUAGGGAGGCUCUGCAGAGGGGCUUGAAUAGAUUGGAUCCAUGGCCAAUGUUUAUGGGAUAA
Messenger RNA from Pogoniulus pusillus (Red-fronted tinkerbird), 2742 nucleotides. RefSeq names its product gap junction protein alpha 10 (gene GJA10). The record is from RefSeq and is a predicted model, not a curated record. Gene Ontology annotation, molecular function: gap junction channel activity. The coding region runs from base 48 to 1340 and encodes 430 amino acids. Gene Ontology annotation, biological process: cell-cell signaling. Lineage: Eukaryota; Metazoa; Chordata; Aves; Piciformes; Lybiidae. The transcript is spliced from 4 exons. Gene Ontology annotation, cellular component: connexin complex.